Messenger RNA from Acomys russatus (golden spiny mouse), 3978 nucleotides. It is a transcript of the gene Rgs22, whose product is annotated as regulator of G protein signaling 22. The record is from RefSeq and is a predicted model, not a curated record. The transcript is spliced from 26 exons. The coding region runs from base 1 to 3978 and encodes 1325 amino acids. Lineage: Eukaryota; Metazoa; Chordata; Mammalia; Rodentia; Muridae. Gene Ontology annotation, biological process: regulation of signal transduction. Gene Ontology annotation, molecular function: G-protein alpha-subunit binding.
AUGGCAACACCGGACGGCGCGGGAGCGGGCCGCGCCGCAGGGGUGGGGGAGCCCUUUGCUCCCAGGACAGCCCUACCACCGACGGCAUGCCCAAGAAGCGGCUCUUGGCGGGCAGUAGGAGGAUAUGCGCAAGUCAGAUCUGAGUGCAAAAAUGAAACGUUUUAUGUUGUUUCAGAGCCGCCAGACGUUACAGAAGAAGAAUUUGAAAAUUGUUUGGCAACAGACGACUUCCUUGUGGAUUACUUUAAUGAGUUCUUAAGCCUUCCUACCUUUACAGAGGCAAUUCGAUUUAAUAUGGACUAUGGAGUUUUUGAAGUAGUUAACAACGCACCACAACGUCUGGAAAAGCAACUGAAAAAAAUUCUGCAGAACCAGCAACCUCGAAACCCCAUCUAUGAUGUAGUAAGGAAAAGGAAGAGUGAUGCGAGCCCUCUUCAGAGGAGCGUCCCCUGUGCCGACGAGGCCAUUAAUGUCAACUACACAAUCAUGUGUCUCAACCGGGAACAAGGUAUUAAGUGGAUCAAAAGGAAAAGACUUCCAGCAUUUCUGGAGAGUGAUUGCUACUUUGAAUACAGGCUGGCCAAGCUGAUCUCGCAAGCAACAUGGAGCAACUCAGGCAUAAAUUUCACAGUAGGCACAGCCUUUUCCCCCUGGAUCCUGAGAAAACCGCAGACCCCACCUGUCCCUGACAUAGAAGAGGACAAUCUCAUGGUUAUGAAAAAGUUCUACGUUUCUCUUGGCCAGGCCUCCUAUACUCAAACAAAAGACUGGUUUACACUGGCAAAGCAAAGUCAGCAAACAGUAACGACUUUCUCGUCAUCCUGCUGUAAACCCUACCACCAAACUGCACCCCCAGCUAUUUCUUCUAUUUCUGAGAAUUUUAUCUUUGAUGAUGGAAUUCACCCCAGGAGAAGCUCAUCUAAAACUAAAAUAACUACUGAGGUGGAAGAAGAGGAGGAAGGCUCCGCAUCAGUGAAAGACACGCCCUCUCAGGCGCUUCUGAGAAUAUACCUUGAAAAGGGGGACGCGCAGGAGAAGAACCUGACCCUGCAUUUCUCCUCGGUUGAGGAGUUCCUAAACGCCUACAUAGUCUUUAUCUUCAGGGAAGCCAUUGAGCACAUCACAGGCCAGUCUUUUGUUAACAGGCCAGGCUACAUCAACUUCUACAACGUAUCCCAAGUGAUAUUUGAUGACCAUGUCCAGCUUGUGCAUAGUGCGAAGGUCACAAGUUCAUCCCAUGUUGAAAUUGUAUCAGAAGAUACACUGGAGAAAGCGAGUCUAAGUUCAAAGAGUGAGAGCCUUGGGUCGGAGAGCAGGGCAGACUGGUGUAUACCUCACAGAACCUAUGACAUUGGCAACAGAAGGGAAUUUGAAAGAUUUAAGAAGUUUCUAAAGGGCACACUAGGAGAAAGAUACUGGUGGCUGUGGAUGGACAUCGAGAGGUUAAAAGUUCUUAAAGACCCUGGAAGACAUCAAAGACAUAUUGAGAAAAUGAAGAAAUGUUACCUUGUGAGCAGUGGGGACCGUUACCUCUCUACAGAAAUCUUAUCGAAGUUUAAACUGAUGCAUGGAUCCCAGUGGACAGAAGACCAUUUAAAAAACAUUCAGAUUGAGGUCCUAAAACCUCUGCUUCUAUAUUGGGCACCAAGAUUUUGUGUUACUCAUUCGCCUUCAACAAAAAAUGCUAGUGCGGAACUGAAAUUCUGGCGCCUCCGUCAAGAGAAACCAAGGAAGGAUGUUGACCCUUUUCCACAGAUGGCAACUCUCCUGCCGUUAAGACCAAAGUCUUGCAUUCCACAGGCCCCUGAUGUCCAGGGAGAAGAAAUUGGUUCAGUUCAAUCAUCCAAAUCGCCUAAGAAAUUAUCAAGAGUAAACACAGAGGCUCAAAAACUUGGGAGAAGUGAGUCUUUGCACCCAGUUUCCUUUAAGGACGAUAGAGUUGAGAAAGGGUCAAAGUGGGCGCCAGAGGGCACCACAGUGAUCCGUUUGACGUCUUUUACUGACAUAUCUGAGUGUCUGAAGCCCCAGCUGGAAAGAAGGUUCACCUACACAGAGGAGCUUAAUGUUAAAACUGCAUCGGAUGUUGGCGCCUUGAGAGGAUUUGACAUGGAAAACUUGUUACAAUCUUUGUAUGUAGAAAAUAGAGCUGGAUUCUUCUUUACUAAAUUCUGCGAGAAUUCAGGGAACAAGCUGUGGAAGCACAGUGUGUACUUUUGGUUUGACCUACAGGCUUACCAUCAGCUGUUCUACCAAGAAACACUCCAGCCUUUUAAAGUAUGCAAGCAAGCACAAUAUCUUUUUGCCACGUAUAUUGCCCCAUCGGCCACUCUGGACAUUGGACUCCAACCAGAAGGGAAGAAGGACAUCUACAUGAGAACACAGCCACCAUUCGAAGACCUGUUUGACAUGGCAGAAGAGUAUGUCCUUCUCCUCCUCCUGGAGCCCUGGACACAGAUGGUGAUGUCAGACCAGGUGGCCUACAGAAAGGUGGAACAGCAAGAAGAGACUCGGCAAUUAGAUUCCACAUACUUCAGAAAGCUCCGUGCUUUACAUGAAGAAAAGGUUUCCAAGAAGGCUGAGGAGGGCACUGAAUCUGCACUUGCCGGGCUGUCCAUCUCUGACUUCUCUAAGCAAACAGAGUACUGGAGCAACGUCCCCGAGGACUAUAAACACUUCACCUUCAAUGACCUGCUUAAUAACAAACUGGAAUUUGAGCAUUUCCGCCAGUUUCUAGAGUCCCACUCUGCAAGCAUCGACCUAAUGUGUUGGAUAGAUAUCGAACAGCUCCGAAGAAUCCUUUUUAAAGACCAAAGGCAAAGGGAGGCCAAGUCUAUAUACAUUAAAAACACAUACCUUAACAAGAAAUAUUUCUUCGGGCCCAAAAGUCCAGCUUCUCUGCAUCAACAGAACCAGAUAAUGCUUCUGAGCGGGGGCUGGGGGAAGAUCCUUCACGAGCAGCUCGAGCCGGCUGUGCUGGUGGAGAUCCAGAAGCACGUUUUGAACAGGCUGGAAAACGUGUGGCUGCCAUUGUUUCUCUCAAGCGAACAGUUCAUAUCACGUCAGAAGAUAAAGAUACGGAUGAAAGACAUAGCGGAGGAGGUGUUACAACAGAGACACGACAGGAGAAUCGGAGUUUGGAAGCCUGUGGCGAGUAAGUGGAUAGCUUCAUCCUGCGAGAUUAUUGCUUUCCGUAAAGCAUUAUUGAAUCCAGUCACAGCGCGGCAAUUUCAGCGAUUUGUGGCCCUGAAAGGAGAUUUAUUGGAAAAUGGAGUACUUUUUUGGCAAGAAGUACAAAAGUUUAAGGAUCUGUGCCACUCACACUGUGAUGAGUCUAUCAUCCAGAAGAAAAUCAGCAUCAUCAUCAACUGCUUCAUCACCUCCUGUAUCCCACCAGCUCUGCAGAUUGACAUUCCAGUUGAGCAAGCCCAGAAGAUCAUUGAGCACAGGAAGGAGCUGGGGCCCUAUGUGUUCCGAGAGGCACAGAUGACAAUUUUUGGGGUUCUCUUUAAGUUUUGGCCACAGUUUUGUGAGUUUAGGAAGAAUUUAACUGAUGAAAAAAUUAUGAGUGUUUUAGAGAGAAGACAAGAAUAUAAGCAGAAAAGGAGAGUGUCAGAGUCCGAGGAGGACAAGAGUGGAAAGGUUGGAGUCAAACAGUAUGCAAGUACUACAGGCUCUCUCACAAAACCUGCUUUACCCAGCGAGUCCUUGCUAGGCCUGCAAGCCUAUGGAAGACAGCCGACCUGGUGCUAUUCAAAGUACAUUGAAGCAUUGGAGCAAGAGAGGAUCCUUCUGAAGAUCCAGGAAGAGGUGGAAAAGAAAAUGCUCACAGGUACAGCAUCUCCUACAACCUUGCUUAAGCCUCCCACUGGCUCUGCUCUGUCCCUGAAGAAGAACCUGUCUCCUCACAGCAUCCAGAGUCAGUCCCCAGGGAUCGAUCGGCUAUCUUCGGCUCAUGGCUUUUCUCUGCCUCUUUCUUAA